AUGGAUAUGGAUAACGAUCAUCAUAUGCCGCUGUCAGCAGCGGAAAUACAUGCUGAACUCGAAAAUGGAACGUCGCAGGAGUAUGACCUCCAAGAUACCUCGUUCAUGCUACCAACGGCGAUCGACCGUGCCGGCCUAUCCCGGAUGAUCAAUGAUCUCCUCGGCCUGGAGAAACACGUCGCCUUUGAUAUCCUUUUUAGGGAUGAACCGCUAAGGACCACACUGGCAGAAAAACUCGCUCAACACAAGGUGCAAUCGGAGACGACUAUCAAAUUAGUAUAUACAUUGGCUGUUACUGAACCUGAAGCUACAAAAGUAGACAAUCUAAAUGAUUGGAUUUCGGGGAUAUCAUUCGACGGCCACAUAGGCCAUGUCGUGACAUCUUGCUUCGAUGGUAACGUCGCUUUGUACUCUGCAGACAACCUGAAAAAGGUUGCGGAGUUUACAACUGAAGAGGGAACAGCAAGUGCCGUCGCGAUGCAUAGCUCCAGUGACAUGGCUACCAAUGUAGAGAUUGUAUGUGGGCACAUGAAUGGGUCACUUGAGGUAUAUAGUCUGGACAUUACUGACUACCAGCCUAGACCGACACUGGUCACCACGAGCCAAAGCGACACGGAUACAAUCGUAGCAAUAGCAAUAGAUCCUAAAGGGACACUCUUGGCAUCUGCAGGCCAUGGCAAAGAUAUUCUCGUAUACGACAACAUCGAAAUUAAACAGCGUAUUAAAAAUAACGAGAUAGAUAUUGGUAAACGACGCAAACGAUCAAUCGACAGUGACGUCUUGGAACCAAUAGUCAUGUUGACGAAACACACCAAGACCGUUACGGCAUUGAAAUUUGUGGAGUUAGAAGUGCCAGUGUUGAUAUCCGGGUCCAUUGAUGGACACAUCGCAUUGUGGGAUGUGAGGCUAGCAGCACCGCUUUGUAUAUACGCUUGUGGAAGGGCGAUCACAUGCCUCGACUCAAGUGAUAUGUGUGCUGAGAUAUACACGGGGCAUGAAGAAGGCACUAUUGCCAUCUGGGAGCUAAGAAACAAAUGGGACGGUGAGCCACCAAAAUCAUCUUCGGAUGUUAAAAACUCUAACGUGGCAAGAAAAGCUUCUACGGCUAUGUUUGAUCGUGCUGCAACCGCAAUAAAGGCAAAUGUGAAACACACAAACCUUCUGUCUGCAGUGUCACUGGAUGGUACAGCAGUACUACUAGAUAAACGCUUUGUCAAGAUUCCACUUCAAACGGUCACGUUAAAGUGCCAAUGUGAGCCCGACAGAUGUACGGGUACCUGUUGGAUGUCGUCACACGAAUUGAUGUGCACCACCGCUACAGGUCAAUUACACAAAAUUGCAUUUAGAGAACUUGCUUAA
This is a messenger RNA of Babesia sp. Xinjiang, 1359 nucleotides long. Its product is annotated as Ribosome biogenesis protein WDR12. The coding region runs from base 1 to 1359 and encodes 452 amino acids. The record is from RefSeq and is a predicted model, not a curated record. Gene Ontology annotation, cellular component: catalytic step 2 spliceosome. NCBI's taxonomy places the organism in Eukaryota, Apicomplexa, Aconoidasida, Piroplasmida, Babesiidae. The transcript has 11 exons. Gene Ontology annotation, molecular function: RNA binding; protein binding.